CACACAGUACCAGGCCUCGACCCCCCAACACCACCACCAGACACACACACACAGUAAUCUCCUCCACCAAGAGAUGGCUCUAGUAUCGCUCUCAAAAGGAAAACAAAAAUGGCUACGCUGAGCUCCCUCCAAGACAGACUGCAGGGGCUGGGGACGAGGCUCAAGGCUGAGAAUGAGGCUCAGUCCCGGGAUAGGAUGAACACCAACCUAAAUCUGGACUUCACGAGGGAUAGACCAGGCUCGGAGAGGCGACCCAGACCCCUUCCAAUAGGAGAAUCCAGAUUGACAGAACGACCCAACACCAUCUCAGGACGGCAGAGAGAAAGACCAAAAAUAGAAUUGCCUUUAUUUUUUGAACCUCGUCAACAACAACCAGACCUUCCAGAAUUAGAUGCACAUGUAAAGGAAAUCACUAGAAAAAAUGGUAACCUAAUUAUAGAGAGCAAGAAAUAUAAAAGUUCCAUAGAAGAUAUGGAAUACAUAUCAGAAUUAGGCAAUGGUACCUCUGGCAAUGUUGUCAAAAUGCUUCACAAAUCUUCCAAAAAAGUUAUUGCUGUUAAGCAAAUGCGGCGCUCGGGCAACAUGGAGGAGACUAAACGCGUUUUCUUUGACCUUGAGGUUGUAUUAAAAUCACACGAUUGUCCAUAUAUCGUACAGUGUUUAGGGUGCUUCAUCACAGACUCGGAUGUGUGGAUCUGUAUGGAGCUGAUGGCCACUUGCCUUGACAAGCUCACCAAACGAUACAAACAGCCGAUACCUGAACCUAUCCUGGGGAAAAUUUCUGUGGCUACUUUAAAAGCUCUUCAUUACCUAAAGGAGUCUCAUGGUGUAAUUCACCGUGAUGUGAAGCCUUCCAACAUUCUUCUUGAUGAACGUGGAAACAUUAAACUGUGUGACUUCGGGAUCUCAGGGAGACUAGUCGAUUCUAAGGCCAAGACUCGGAGUGCUGGCUGUGCUGCAUAUAUGGCGCCGGAAAGGAUAGACCCGCCUGACCCUACGAAGCCAGAUUACGACAUCCGUGCAGAUGUUUGGAGUUUGGGCAUCACACUGGUUGAACUUGCAACUGGCCAGUUUCCAUACAAAGACUGUCGUAAUGACUUUGAGGUACUGACCAAAGUUCUCCAGGAUGACCCGCCCUCUCUGCCAAAAGAUGGUACUUUCAGCCCCGAAUUCUGUGAAUUUGUAAAUGAUUGCCUUAUUAAAGAGUAUCGCCACCGCCCAAAGUACAAGAAACUUCUCGACUAUCCCUUUAUUAAGAAGUACGAACAGAAAAAGGUGGAUGUCUCAGCAUGGUUUGCAGAGGUAUGCCGCUUGAUGGAUGCUAAGGCUCGCAACUCUCCACAAAGAGUAAGUAUGUUUUCCUCCCCUCUACUACCCCGAGCCUCACGGUCCAGCAGCAGACCACCAAGUGCUCCCAGUAGUACUGGAGGAGGAGGAGGAGGAGGAGGAGGGGGGGGAGGUGGAGGUGGUGGUGGUGGUGUUAGUGGUGGUGUGAGUAGUGGGAAUGAUUGUGGACCUCCGCCUCCUCCUGUGGCACCAAGAAGACGGAGCCGUACUCCUGAAGCUCAUAGCCAUGAUCGUGUCAGCCAACCAUCACCUCAACAGUUACAUCAUCAGCAACAACAAAAACAAAAUCAACAGCAACAGCAGCAGCAACAGCAACAACAACAACAACAACAACAACAACAGGAGCAGCAGUCACAACAGACACAACUAAAUCAACAUCAAAAUGGUGGUGGUGUUAGUAGUCCUAGCAGAAACUCUGGCGGCAACGGCUGCAGCAAUGGUGGCACUGGUGUGGUUAGUCGGUCCCAGCUUCCAGCCUCUCCCAAUCUGACCCGCGCCGUAUCUGCUUCGCCAUCUCGUUCUGGGCCCCCUUUGUCCCCUGCUCCCUCCAGGGCAUACUCAGCCUCACCCUUGCAAAGAUCUGUUCCCCCUUCUGCUGUUCCUCCCCAUUCAUACCCUGGAGUAAAUCACAUGGGGCCUUUUCCCCAACCCCCUUCAGCCCAACAUCAGUAUGGUGUCCCUUUAAAUACACAAACUUUUUAUCCAUUUAAUUAUUCUCCUAGGCCUUAUACACAUGUUUAUAACCAGUAUUCAAAUCCCUAUAGCCAGGUGUUACCUCCUCGUUCAAGUCAUGGUAAUUUUUAUAAUAACGUGUCAGGAAGUGGUAGAGACAGUCGAGAUAGCAACAGUAGUAGUAGCAGUAGUCAUCAUUCAUCGAGCUCAGGAAGCACCAGUACAACAAAUAUGUCCGGAGGUGGGGUGGGCACGAGCGGGUCCGUGCGGGAGAUGGCCAGCAGCUGGCCUACACCCAGUCACAUGGCCAACCUUAGUACGGGCCAACGAGAGGCCUGGGGAAGCUGUGGCAGUAGUCAAGGGGGGGCGACGGCUACCACUACCUCGGUCACUCACACACCCACCAUGCACAGGAAAACUCCAGAGCCAGUAAGGUUCAACCCCGAGCCGUGGGCCCCUCGUGGCCGCUUUGCUCAGCCCGCCCACUCGCACCACUUCCGCUCGCACUCCACUGACCUCUCGACCCGAGGCCUGCCCAGCAGCCGCUACCCUCCCACUUACCUGCCCCCCCAUGUGUCCCCCCUCGUCUCUCGAAGGAUCGUGGAGCAGAACAAAUCAGUAGUAAACAACAGCAGCAGCAGCAGUUGCAGCAGCAACAGCAGCAGCAGCAGCAGCAGCAACAGCAGCAACAGCAGUCAGCAGGGCCAACCAGGAGCACUACCCACCUCUAGUAGCAAUCUGCCUCCUCCCUCCGUUAGUCUCACUACCCCUCACUACAGGUACACUCAGGAAGCCUUCUACAACAGUCGACCCUACUACACUCCAGAACCACAGCGUAGAAUACUCCCCCGCCUGGGCAACCCCUGACCCCUAAGAACAUGCUCCAAAGAGGCAUAUAAAGCCUGCGAGCCUCACCUUCUCAGCAGCCACAAGCGCACAGGAUAGGAGGAGCCUCUGGACCAGGCUCUGUCUACUUUGGAAGAGUGACCACCAUCAGCUAGUCAUAGCAUGGAUCAACACCUUCCUCAUCUCGUGUCUCCUACACCUUACCAAUGCCAUCAACUAAAUAACAUUUGCACAUGUCCUUGACUUGGUCCUGACUAACCAGCAAUAAUAUUUUGAGUUGUCAUAAAAUUUAAAGGAUUUUUGUGUUCUCAGGAGUGGCACUUCUAUUUUUCAUUCGCUUUUUUUUAACAUUAUGUGCCAUUGUUGAUGAAAUUCAUUACUCUACUGAAAUUUUAGAUACAUAUUGAAAUGUAUUUUGAAUAAAGUCUCAGUUUUGUAAUAUAUUUUAAAGUUACAGUUUGUCAUAGUUGUUGACUAUGAAUUAAUGAUAAGUUUGCUGGGUGGUCAUUAGGUCCUCUUCUGUUACUACAAGACUGCAACAAUAAUCAUGUUUAUAUGAAUCAAACAAGUUUUUGACCUCAGGGGAAAUCAUCGGAUAUAUUAAUACUGUUGUUUGUAUUAUUGUCUGGUGUGAUUAAUGCCUGAAGCAGAACAUUUAUAUGUUGAGAAGCCCUCAGUCAAAGAAAAACCAACUGGGUGAUUGCUACAGGUAUGUCUGUCUGCAACUUCAUCAUAGGCAAUUGUGUUGCCAAGUGUACUGAAGGAAGUGUAGCAUGACUCAGAAGUGCAAUGCUUUAUUCAUUUUGGCAUUGAAGGAGAUGCAGAAAGUUUACAAAAAUAGGUUGUCAUGAAAUGCAGUCUUUUUUUUUUUUUCCAUAGAAAUUAAAGUAAAAAUUAUUGUAAAAGAUUGUGCUGUAAGAAUGGAGCCAGAAGGUCACUCAAGCUAUCAGUCAUAGUAAUGUAAAGGUGAAAUAUUAAGUAGGAGUCAGGUGGUGCUUUAUGGAGUCCCACUUAAUAAGUUAUACUACAAGCAGAUAUCAACAAUUUUAACUUGGAUUGAAACAGGCAGCCAAAUGAUGAAUUAACAUCUUAGGUGCAAGUUAAUUCAGUGAAGAUUUAAAUAUUUUACAUUUAUUUCUACAUGCUCUUGGAAGUCUAACCCCCUCCCCCCCACACACAUGUGCAUUCUCACUCUUGCUCUCUCCCUCCACUCUAUGGCCCUCCUUUCUUCCUCUUCCUCCCACUUCUUUCUUCCCCCUUUCUUUUUCCAUUCCUCCUUUUCCCUCUCUCUCACACUUCCUCCCUUUCUUCCUUCAUCUCUUUAUCUCUUUCACCAUCUACUCCACUCAUACCCACCUACCCACUCAGGCACAUGCAAACACAAAAGUUCACAUAUAUACACAUGCAUAUGCACAGAGCAUUUACAGGCACACACAUGAGCACAUGCAUGCAUGUAUGCAUGGAUGGCUAUCAGCUCUUAACACAUUCGGUGCGAGUCUCUUCCAUUUCACCCUAAUCAGUCUUAUUUUCAUUGGCAAAAAUUGUAGCCCACAGAUGUGCCUUUGGUGAAGAAUGUCCUCAAGUUGGAACUUUGGCCAAAUGUAACGAUAGUUUUGGUCGGCUACUCUCACUCCCAUUACGUAUUAUAAUCUCGUGUAAUUUGCCAUGCCAGUCUCCUUCAUGGUCAUUCUCAAAAGCUGGCAGGCCUUCAGAAAAAUAUGCUUACAUACUCGAAUACAAGUGUGUGUAAUUACCUGUUUGUAACUGAAGAAGUAGAGCUAUGCUUCUGAUAUUUGUGUGUAUGCGUGUGUGUACCUAGUUGAGUUCGUGGGUGUUGAGCUCAAGCUCUUGGACCCACCUUUAACUUUUGGUCAGCUUCAGUGAUUAAGCUCUGUGGUGUUUCACGAAACUGUAUAGACUCAGCUUGCACCUGGUGUGUGUGUUUCAGCAGUGGUUGAGCCUUGAUAAGAAGUGUCAAGUAAGAUAACCUACACCUUUGUAAGGAAAUUAGGUAUUGAAAAUUUCUUGGGAUAGGGAAGUCUAUUUCACCAAGCACAUAAAUGGAAAAUAUCAGUUACAGCAAAAACAGUAUAAGAAAUUACAUAAAUUUAAUUUAGUUAGAUUUGCUAAAUAGCUGAAACAAGAAAAUUACAUUUUUAAGACUCGGAUUGCCAUGAGUGAUGCCUAGUUGCUGAAUUUGACUUCACUAUAACUAGUCUGUAAACUAUCAGAAGAUUUGUAAGAAAGUAGCUCCAAUGAGUGCCAGAUAAUUUGGAGGACAAGUAUCACACAGUUCAUUUGAAUCUCUGAUAUUUAACAGAAACUAUGGAAGCUGAUUAUAUUUUUGAAAUGACUUUCUCAAAUGAUAAAUGUGUGAAGGAACCUCAGUACCCCUUCUGGAGAGAACACAACCCUCCCUCACUCUGCAUGCAAGCCAUCUACACUACCACAGUGUCAUUUUCACAUGCUCUUGCUCUCUCUUCAUGCUCUCUCCCUCUUGCUUACUUGUGCACCUUGCUCUUUUUAUUGCUCUCUUGCAUGCAGAUUGAACCUGAGUAUUAUAUUACUAGCAUGAUCCAUACUGACAGAUGUAUACAAGUCCACUGAACAUACUGUAUAUUUUUCAUGAAUCAAAAUCACUUAGGAAGAGCUUCAACCUAUGGCUCUAUUUCCUUAAGAGUUUGUGUUUAACAUAAUUUUUCCUAGCUCCUUUUUGUACAAAAAAUCUUUUAUACAUAUUAUGUUCAUAUGAAGAUAACUUUUAAUUAUGAAGUAUUUAUGUGAAAAUUUUGUGGAUUACAUAUUUAUUUUUUAA
This is a messenger RNA of Cherax quadricarinatus, 5680 nucleotides long. It is a transcript of the gene hep, whose product is annotated as hemipterous. Gene Ontology annotation, molecular function: protein kinase activity; ATP binding. The record is from RefSeq and is a predicted model, not a curated record. NCBI's taxonomy places the organism in Eukaryota, Metazoa, Arthropoda, Malacostraca, Decapoda, Parastacidae. Gene Ontology annotation, biological process: protein phosphorylation.